Messenger RNA from Dujonia railenensis, 1143 nucleotides. The record is from the annotation of a GenBank genome assembly. NCBI's taxonomy places the organism in Eukaryota, Fungi, Ascomycota, Pichiomycetes, Serinales, Debaryomycetaceae.
AUGUCUACCUCAAUCGCCAAGACCGCCCAGUUGGCAGCUCAAGCAUUGAAGACUUCAUCUACUUCAAGAACUCUUCAACAAGCUGGUCAAUACCAAGCCUUAAGAAGAACCGGUGGUGAUAUCCGUGCUGCAUCUGGUGCCGCUGGUGCCAACACCAUGACCGUCAGAGACGCCUUGAACUCUGCCAUUGCUGAAGAAUUAGACCGUGACGACGAUGUCUUCCUCAUUGGUGAAGAAGUUGCCCAAUAUAACGGUGCCUACAAGGUCUCCAGAGGUUUAUUAGAUCGUUUUGGUGAAAGAAGAGUUAUCGACACUCCAAUCACCGAAAUGGGUUUCACUGGUUUGGCUGUUGGUUCUGCCUUAGCUGGUUUAAAGCCAAUUUGUGAGUUCAUGACCUUUAACUUUGCUAUGCAAUCCAUUGAUCACAUCAUCAACUCCGCCGCCAAGACUUACUAUAUGUCUGGUGGUACUCAACCAUGUAACAUCACCUUCCGUGGUCCAAACGGUGCCGCUGCCGGUGUUGCUGCUCAACAUUCCCAAUGUUACGCUGCCUGGUACGGUUCUAUCCCAGGUUUAAAGGUUUUGUCUCCAUACUCUGCUGCUGAUUACAAGGGUUUAUUCAAGGCUGCUGUUAGAGAUCCUAACCCGGUUGUCUUCUUGGAGAAUGAAAUUGCCUAUGGUGAAUCCCACGAAAUGCCUGAAGAAGCCUUGUCCUCUGACUACGUCUUGCCAAUCGGUAAGGCCAAGAUCGAAAAGGAAGGUAGCGACAUCACCUUAGUUUCCCACUCCAGAAACGUCUUGCACUGUUUGCAAGCUGCUGAAGUUUUAGAAAAGGAAUACGGUGUUAAGGCUGAAGUUCUUAACUUGAGAUCUAUCAAGCCAUUAGACGUUGAUUCCAUUGUCAACUCUGUCAAGAAGACCAACCACUUGGUCACCGUUGAAGCUGGUUUCCCAGCUUUCGGUGUUGGAUCAGAAAUCUGUGCUCAAAUCAUGGAAUCUGAAGCCUUUGACUACUUGGAUGCACCAGUUGAAAGAGUUACUGGUUGUGAAGUUCCAACCCCAUACGCUAAGGAAUUGGAAGACUUUGCUUUCCCAGAUAGAGAAGUUGUCUUGAGAGCAUCCAGAAAGGUUUUGGGAUUGUAA